This is a messenger RNA of Saccostrea cuccullata (small rock oyster), 393 nucleotides long. RefSeq lists its product as uncharacterized. The transcript is spliced from 3 exons. The record is from RefSeq and is a predicted model, not a curated record. Bases 7 to 393 code for a protein of 128 amino acids. Lineage: Eukaryota; Metazoa; Mollusca; Bivalvia; Ostreida; Ostreidae.
GAAAAUAUGCCAGGUUUACAAUAUCCGUUUCCUGUUUACAUGGUGGAUCAAUGCCCCAAAAGCAGGACGUCAUGGAACGCGUCAUCAACGUCACGACGCUGUCCUGUUGACGUCAACGGCAGAAGUACGUACCACUGCGUCCCUAACCAGCAGCUGACAGGGUUGAUAGAGUUCUGCUACCCUAGACAGAUAGGACUGUAUGAAAAUGGUACCUGUUUAUACCUCACUAACUCUGACUACGUUAAUCAAGUAAGCUGCACAGACUUCACCCAGGGUUGUCCUGAACAACCUUAUUUCAGCAAUGAAAUAUACAAAUAUCAGGAAUGUUUAGUUAUUGACAAACAAACCCAUUGCUACGAAGCAGCAGAGUCGUGUCGGAAUACAAAAACGUAA